AUGUCGGUGAAACAAUUAGGAGGUAAAGCGCAGAGAGAUUUUCCGGGGAAAGUGUUUUUCAUUGAUCAGGGUCUAAAGCAGAGUUUGGUCUGUCAUUUCUCUUCAGAUUCACUCUACAAUGAAACAUCAUUACAAGUCCUAUUCAUCAUCACCCUCUUCAUGGAGACUGUGAAACCAUUAGAUGUUGCUUCAGGGAAAGGAAAACUCAGACGCGCGUUUGUGAAAGUCAUCAACGUUAAAAAGCUAACCGGCGUUGUUCCAGAAGGAGACAAGGCCGAGAGAGUGAAGAAGAGCCAAGAGAAGGUGAAGUUGGAUAAAGAUUUAGUGAAGAAUGCAGCGAAUCUGUCUCAGUCCUUUGACAAGCUUGAGGAAGAGUAUGAGAAACGACUCGCCAUGGAAGCUCUUCUCGCGAAGCUGUUUGCUACGGUUUCUUCCAUAAAAUCGAGUUAUGCGCAGUUGCAGUAUGCUCAGUCUCCGUAUGAUCCAGCUGGGAUUCAGAAAUCAGACAGCUUGGUCGUAUCAGAGCUGAAGACACUGUCUGAGCUGAAACAGAGUUUCUUGAAGAAUCAGUUUGAUCCUAACCCUGAUAGAACUCUUGUUCUUGCCGAAAUUCAAGAGCUGAGAAGCCUGUUGAAGACUUACGAGAUCGUGGGGAAGAAGCUGGAGUGUCAGCUGAAGCUUAAGGACUCUGAGAUGAUAUUCCUUAAAGAGAAGUUUGAAGAAUCCAUGAACCAGAACAAGUUGAUGGAGAAGAGACUCAACCAAAGCGGCCAGCUUUGCAACCCUCUGGAUCUUAAUCUUCACCUCUCGGCGCUAAAUCCAACACAUUUCGCUACGUAUCUGCACCACACAGUCAAAUCAAUCAGAGGAUUCGUCAAAAUGAUGGUCGAACAGAUGAAAUUCGCGGGUUGGGACAUUGAUAUGGCGGCUGAUGCGAUACAGCACGAAGUAGUCUAUUACAAGCAAGAACACAAGUGUUUCGCUUUCGAUAAUUUCCUUUGCAAGGUAAUGUUUGAUGCGUUUCAUCUACCUUGCUUCUCAAGCGAAUCAUCAUCUCACAAGAAGAGCAGAGAGACGUUCUUCGAGAGGUUCACGGAGCUCAGGUCGAUGAAAGCGAGAGAGUAUAUAGCGUCACGUCCUAAAUCGAGAUUCUCGAGGUUUUGCAGAGCGAAGUAUUUGCAGCUCGUGCAUCCGAAGAUGGAGCAAGCGUUCUUCGGGCAUUUGCAUCUGAGGAACCAAGUCUCCGCAGGUGAGUUCCCCGAGACGAGUUUCUGCACUGCGUUUCUCGAGAUGGCGAAACGUGUUUGGCUCUUGCAUUGCCUUGCUUUCUCCUUCGACCCUGAAGCUUCGAUCUUUCAAGUAUCUGAAGGCUGCAGAUUCUCGGAAGUGUACAUGAAGAGCGUGGCGGAGGAAGCGUUUCUCUCGUCGGGUAAAGAAGAAAGCUCGCCGGAAUCUGAGCCGAGAGUUGCGUUCACGGUGGUUCCUGGGUUUCGAAUUGGCAAAACGUCGAUACAAUGCGAGGUCUACCUCUCGCGUUCAAGUCAACGCCGUCCGAUCUGAUUGAUCCGUCUCUUGACGGUGGAGAUUCCCCGGCGCUGGCGUCACAGGGGUAUUAGCGUAAUUUAGGUGUUGGCGGAUAUUUUUUGAGGUAGGAAAAUAAAUAAGGAGGGAAAUCUGCUGACCGUUGGAUUAAGGAAGGAGCCAGUAUGGUGACUGUUGAGAUUAUGUUUUAUUUUUUUCUUUUUAAUUUUGUCAAUAUUAUAGCAGAGAGACAGAAGAAUCUCUUAGCUGUUUUCCAUCAAUUAUUAGCUAUCGUCACUACCUUCUCUAUCCUAUGUAAAUAAUUCCUAAUAAUUUAUAUCAGAUUAAUGUUUUUACUAUUUUUAACUUAUGCAAAA
Molecule: messenger RNA, 1898 nt
Organism: Thlaspi arvense
Lineage: Eukaryota; Viridiplantae; Streptophyta; Magnoliopsida; Brassicales; Brassicaceae
Source: the annotation of a GenBank genome assembly